Molecule: messenger RNA, 3925 nt
Organism: Limanda limanda (common dab)
Lineage: Eukaryota; Metazoa; Chordata; Actinopteri; Pleuronectiformes; Pleuronectidae
Gene: pbxip1b
Product: pre-B-cell leukemia homeobox interacting protein 1b
Exons: 11
Coding region: 101-2770 (889 amino acids)
Source: RefSeq, a predicted model, not a curated record
UCCCCAAGUUGGAUGAGAAGAGUCAGACUCGUGUUUGAGUUCCUGCGUCAGACUGAAGGAAGCGACGCUCCACGGAGACAGGAAACGCCUCCAGGGGGCCAUGUCUGGCAGCAACAGUGAGAACAGCAGCUGGACCGUCCUCGCUCCUGAGGAGACUGUCGCUGAAACCCUAAAGCCCCUGGCAGAGGAAACAGAGAAUCAUGAUGAAAGUCUUACAUCUGCAGCAGAGCCAGAAUCUGGAGCAAAUCAGGCUGGAAGGGGUGAAGACUCCACAGAGGGCUCCCCUGUGGAGAAACACCUGGUGUCAGAAGAAAGAACAGUGGAUCUAAUUGGAGACACAAGCACAGAGCAACACACCUCCGUGCCGCCUGCCCUCAGCGAUGCCGCUGUUCCAGCUUCUUUGGAAGACUCCAGCAGCUCUGUUCCAGGCAGCGAUGCCCUCGACCACUCUCUGGGCCCCCCCGAGGGCCCACCCGAGGGCCCAGCACCGUCCAGCCCUGACCCUGAUUCUUUCUCUGACUCCUACACCCACAUAACCCCCUCCCCUGAUGAGCCCCCAGCCUCACUGCUGACAACAGAGACUCUGGGAGGGGGCGAGUUUACACAAGAACAAGAAGAAGAGAGGCUCACAGAGGAAAGAACGGUGCACCACAUCAAUGGUCAAGAGAUACAACAGGAAGAUGAGUCAGACCUGUCUCCAAGAACGAGUGACUUAGGGAAACAGGCAGACUCCCCCGUGGAUUCCGAGGUGGGUGAGGAGAGGAAGGAAGAGGAGGCAGGGCCAGAGGUGAGGAGGAGGCGGACGUCUCUCUUAGCGGCUCUGGACCGAGCCAGUAGGACUGAGGAGGAAGAGGAAAGAGAGGAAGAGUUUCAGGUGCCGCAUCGAGACGACGACAGCGGAUUCUCUGUGAACAAGUGCAUGCUCGCUGCCGUCAUCCUGUUAGGCCUCGGCACCAUCUUCUUCUCCGGUUUCUUCAUGGACUUGGGUCAGGAGAGUGACUAUGGGACAAGGGAGCUGAAAGAUUCAGAAGCUCCAGGAAAACAGGAGUGGCUAAAUCCAGAGGUUCCUCCACCUCCAGGAGAUGCUGACAGUACAGAGCUGCUUAAUAAGCCGGCUGAACAGAACCAGCAGAUUUCUUUGCUACAAGCCCAAUUUCAGGCAGAGCAAGAAGAGCUAAAAGUGGCCGAGGGACAGGCAGCAGAGGGAGCAGAGGCAGCAGAGGGAGCAACGGAGCGUCUGUGGGAGGAGGUGGAGAAGGAACACAAUCCCACUGAAGCAGCUCAAGCACCUGUGCAGUCCACAACAUCGCCCUCAAGUGGUCAGCCCGAGGACAGCAGGCAGGAAACAACUCAAGAGAGAGAGGACAGGAAACCAUUGAAGGACAAGAAAGAGAAGAAGACGGAUUGGAAGAAGGAGAAAUAUGACACUGGUGAAAAGAAAGAGUGGAAAGAGAGAGAGAAAUUUGAAUUGAAGGAAGGAGAGAAAGAGCGCAAAGAUGGAGGUAAAACAGAAUGGAAAAAGGGAAAACAAGAGCAGGGAAAGUCUGACAAGGUGAAAGAUAAGGAAGGUAAACAGGAGAGGCAAGGCGACGUAACAAAACAAUACAAGGAGAAGAAUAAGAAGAAAGAAAAGGUGAGCCGAGGUGAUGAAGGAAAGUCAUGGAAGGUUAGCGAAGGGAAUAAGGAAUGGAUAGAGAAGAGUGAGAGAAAAGAUCGGAGGGAAGUGAAAGACUGGAAAAAGGCGAAGCAUGAGAAAGUGAACGAGGGUAAGCAAGAGAAGAAGGAUUGGAAGAGGGGAAAGGACCAGGGAGAGAAGCACAAGGGGAGGAAAGAAUGGAAUGGAGAGAAGGAGUGGAAGAAAGUGAAAGAUGGCGUCAAGGAAAGUGGCAAAGACAAAUGGGAGAAGAAGGAUUGGAAAGAGAGAAGUGAGAAGAAAGAGUGGAAGAAAGAUGGUGAGUGGAGGGCAAAAAAUGGCAAAGAAGGGAAAAGAAAAGAUGAAAGGAAACAGUGGGAAAAAAGUGAAAAUCAUAACAGAAAUCAUGGUAAGGACAGGAAAAUGAAGGAUGAAAAGAAACAGUGGAGAGAGAAUGAGUGGAAGGGUAAAGAUGAUAAGGAAUGGAAGAAGAAGGAUGCGAAGAAACAGCGGGAAAAGGAGGAAGAAUGGAAUAGGGGGCAGAAAGAGAAAGUUCACAAUCAUGACGGGAAGAAAGUCAGAUCAAGCUCUGGGAAAAACAAAGAUGAACACCACCAUGAGGAGCAUGUGAGAGGAGAUGGGAAGGCCGCUCACACACACCGCAGCCCCCCCCUCGAACAACCCGAGUACUGGGUCCAGCAGAGAGACCGGCUCCAGCACAAAACCAAACCCCCACAGAACUGCAACUCAUUGGAGACCUGCGCUCAGAGUGAGGGGCUGCUUCCUGUCCCCCUGCCUGAGUUUGAAGCCAUCCUCCAAACUUACCUGGCCAAGGCGGAGGAGGCGGGAGUGGAUGCUUCCAAAAUAGAGGAGCUCAGAAAGCUGGCUCCGGAGUUCUUCAAGGACGGAGUCUUUGGUCACGACCAGAUGAGCUUUCAUGAAUUUGUGGAAGACGUGGGGGAUAUUCUGGAAGAUAUGGUGGAAGAGGAUGACAACGGGUAUGAGACGGACAGCGAAAUCGAGGAAGAAAUGGAGGAGUUUGAAAGAGAAGUGAUAAAGAAGUUUUCAGUGCCGGAAGCUGCAGAGAAAAUGGAGGGAAUCCAAAUGGAGAAACGGAAUGUGAAAGGACGUGGCUGAAAUGGGCGGGUGGGGAAUUGAUGGAUCUGUUAAAAGCAGCAAAGAGGAGCAGUGACGGAUGAAGUUAUUCAAAGGGAACAUUUGUUUUUGGACCACAAAAGCUUAUAAAGGAUGCAUUAAUCAUCCUGUCCUUUUUCUCAGAGCAUGUUAUAUCACCACCUCUGCUUGUUGUUUCGGUGGCGUUUCAACUUACAGUUUAUUUUGACUGUUUUUGGGAAAGCUUUUUAUUUCACCUGCACACAGCAGAAGAGAAAUGGUUAACUUAUAAAUCAUAACAUUUUUUAGUUAGGAGAGUUGAAGAGGCUGAAACCCCACAUCUAGUUUCUUAGUUUUAUCACUGACUGACCACCAAUGUUAUUUUCUUCCUUCUCUGAAUCCUGUUAGAUUGAGCUGCUUUGAAUCUCAUCUCUGUAAUAACCACUUUAGUCUUAGUCACCCAUUACACCUCUUCCUCUGCAAACAGCUCCGUGCACUGUUCAUGUCUUCACUUAUCAGUUCCGACAGUACGUCAUCUUUAUGUUGUCAUUUCUUAAGCCUCUCUCCUGACAGAUUUAAAGAGUGAAGUUUAGUUGCAUAGAGAACAGUGAGUGUGAACUGCUGAACUGGUUUGAUGAAUAUUUAUGUGAAAUUAGAGAGAAUCUGCUUUGAUUUUGGCUUUGAAUGUUUUGUACAUAUUGCUUUAAAUGUCUUAAAACUAUGCAGAUAUAGUUAACUUAUUUUAUAGAAGCAGGCAUGAUAUAGGUGAAAUAAAACAGUUGUCAGGCACUUAAAAUAUUGACAUGUUGAGCAUCUAUGUUUCUUUUCAGGUACGGAACUUGUGUUGUGCACUAAAAUGUUCUUAAUUAUUGUUUUAUGUUGAAUGUAAUAAUUGUUCUUGAUAUGGUUGUCGAGGCUCUUAAUUAAUGGGAAAUAGAUUUCAGCAAUAUCACUUGGACAAUAGUGUUCAAACAGAUUUAUAAAAAAACAACUAACUUAUGAAGUGUUGUUGAUCCAAGGCCCUACAGCCGCACAGAGAUUAUUAACAAUGCAGAACUACAGAUUGUGUCGGCUUUUUGGCAGCACAAGACAACUUUGUAUGUUUGAAUGUCCAUAUUUGCCCAUACUGUAUGUUGUAAGAGCAGAAUAAUAAAUUUGGUGCAUCCAUUUGAUGAAAAA